Messenger RNA from Temnothorax curvispinosus, 1116 nucleotides. RefSeq names its product KICSTOR complex protein kaptin-like. Gene Ontology annotation, cellular component: lamellipodium; KICSTOR complex; actin cytoskeleton. Gene Ontology annotation, molecular function: actin filament binding. Gene Ontology annotation, biological process: cellular response to amino acid starvation; negative regulation of TORC1 signaling; actin filament organization. The annotation marks the transcript as partial. The record is from RefSeq and is a predicted model, not a curated record. The transcript is spliced from 6 exons. NCBI's taxonomy places the organism in Eukaryota, Metazoa, Arthropoda, Insecta, Hymenoptera, Formicidae.
AUGAUGAGCAAUCUCAUAGAUGCGCACUGGUUUCCCCUGGCGUCGCAGGGCAACAUUUAUUCCAUGACCAAACUGUGCUCGCCCAACAGUCCCAAUAAGUUAUUGGUGGCGUCCUUGAAAAGGAAGAUAUACUCCUGCGAGUAUCAUCAAACGUCGGAGUUUCUUAGGCCUAUGGUGAAGGAAUUACUGUUCACGUACAUUCCCAGUGGAGCAGAAAUUAUUUCCAUCGACGCUUACAACAAGUCCGACACCGGGGACAGUUUUGUGAUAGGCAUAACGAUCAUGAAGACAAGCACAGACACGAUAGAAAGGUACUUGAACAUAUAUACGGAAGGUGCGGUCGACGGCGAAGGGGAUGAGGGCAGUUCGAUUGAAGCCAUAGCGCAGAAUUGUCUCAUGGUGGAGCUGUCGUACACUCCCUACCAUCUGUAUCAUACCGUUUUACCGCAAGAAAAUUCUGUACAGGAGGUAGUCUGGCUGAUAUCUGGAAGCGAUUAUAGAAUUCACAUGAUAAGGGAAGAUAAAUUAAGCCACGUUUACAGCGAGUCCUCUAUCGAGAAAUAUUUCCCGGAACUGCAUGACAUCCAAGCGAUUGCACUGUGGAUCAAUAUUUAUUAUUACGACAAUUACAAACGGAGGGUCACCGCCGUCGGCUGUGAAUGCGGUCUAGUCAAAGUUGCCAUAGUAAACGUCGUGGACCUACAGGUUAUUCGAAGCUGGCUGCUAAGAUACGACAAGCCUGUACCGAGUGUGAUAGUAUUCCCGCACAGGAAUGCCAUUAGUAAACCAACCUUUGUAGACGUCAAUUUCGAGAAAUGUGUCCCGAAGGAUGAUGUCCCGAAAUUAAAUGUCGUUAUUUCGAGUACGAGUAACGCUGUUGUCUUUAAAUGCGAGUAUCCGUCUUCCACCAGAGAUAUCUUGGAGCACGGGAUGAAACGGGACGUAAUAUUGAGCGGCAGCGAAUCGUCGGACUGUAUUCUGUGCUGCUGUAUCGCGGACAUAAAUAUGGACGGUCAAAACGAGAUCUUGCUCGGUACUUACGGUCAGGAGGUCCUGAUCUUUGCGUUGACAGGCGACACGUGGGAAUUGGCCGCCAGAAAACUGUUCGACGCUCCU